Messenger RNA from Tetrahymena thermophila SB210, 1722 nucleotides. RefSeq lists its product as hypothetical. The record is from RefSeq and is a predicted model, not a curated record. The transcript has 2 exons. NCBI's taxonomy places the organism in Eukaryota, Ciliophora, Oligohymenophorea, Hymenostomatida, Tetrahymenidae.
AUGAUCAAUCCAGCCAUGUAGAAAAUUCAUGUUUAAUAUUGGUUUGAAAAAUAGGAUUACUGUUUUGUCUUCUAAAAAUAGCCAAAUUAGCAUUUUAAAGUAAAAAUAAAGUUAUUUGGUUCGUAUUUACUUGAUGAAAUUUUUUUUGUCAACUAAAAUAUAAAUAAAAAUCAAAUGAUGGACUGGCCAAUAUAUUUUUAAAAGCAAGAACUUGACUUUGAAAUAAAACAAGAAAAUUUACUCAACGAAAUUAAAAAAUAUUAACCAAUUAUCUAUGAAUAGCAUAGAGAAAUAUUUUAGUAAAUUAUCUAAGAAAAAAAGCAAAUAACAAUAUUUAAACCAACUAUUUUCAUGGAAGAUUAGAGUUAUUUUGCUUUUAGCGUAAGCGAAGGUGAUGAGAAAUAUUAAUUGGUUGUUGAAAAAUAUUAAAGUGAAUAAGAAGCUUAAUUAAACUAUGAAAAAAUUAACUAAUUAAUAAAUUUGUUGAGCAAUUUUUAAAUAGAAUCAGCUAUUAAGAAAUGUGUAUUAAUUCAUAACAAAUAAGGAAUUUACAUUGUUAAAUAAUAAAAUGAUAAAAUUUAUAAUUUAGAUUAUAAUAUUGUCCAUGAAUUGAUUAAAUCUACUUUCAUACCAAUUUUUACCUAAGAUGAUUAGUUGAAAGCUAUCUUUCUAUAAUAACAAAAUAGAUUUGAAUUUCAUUUAAAAUUAAUUAAGCAAUUGCUAAAUUAUUCUAAAGACCUAAUACAAAUCGGCAUUCCCCCUUAAAAUUUAAAGCUAACUGAAAUAACAUCGAUAAUAAUUGAGGAUAAUAAUUACGAGCCUUCUUAGUUUAAUGAUGAUCCUUAAUCUUACUAGAUAAUGUGUGAGCUCUAUUCAAAAUUAGUCCUUGAAUGCUUGAAUAAAAGUGAAAUUUGUCAGAGAAAUAUACAAUUUGAUUAACAUUUUAAUGGAAAAAAUUUUAACUAAAAAUAAAUUUAAUCUAAUAACUUAACUAAAUUAAUUGAAAAUUAUUAUUAGAAUUUGAAAAACAAUGAAACAGAAAGUAGUUAAUAAAUAUUAAAUAAAUUAAAUUAAUUCUUUGAUUUAGCGUUAAAAAUAAAAUAAAUGAAUGAUAAAUUGAAAACACAUACUUUUCUUCUAUCUGAAAAGAAUAUAGGCGAAUAUUGCUUAUUAAAUUCAUUUAAUUUGUUUAAAAUUAUGGAUGUGAUAUAAUUUUUGAAAGAAAAUUAAAAUAUUGAAUUUUGUUCACAAAUUUAAUUUAAUUUAAAGGAAUAAUUGUUUAAAUCUAUUUAGCCAAUUUUUUAAUAUCAAGGAAAUUAAAUUUCUGAGAAGAUAAGAUAACUUUUAAUCGAUAACCUUUUCCAUUUGCAUGAAAAUUGCUUUAGUUGUUAAAAAGUAGAACAUAUUAAAUAAAUAAUUUUCGAAUAAACAAAUGACAUCAACUUAUAAUAUAUAAAGUAACUACAAAAUAGAAGCCCUUUUUAAAUAGCUUUUUCAAAUAGCCUGGAUAGCUUCAGUUGCAUAGACAGAAAAGAUAAAUUUGUUUAAAUAAUUGAAAGAUACUUUGAUGAAAUUCUUUCAUAAGAAUUAGGAGAAAUAUUCAACGAUACAUGUUUUUGCUAUAAAGAUAUUAAAAUUCAAAAUUAUUUGACUAGAAAUUUACCAAACUUAAAGAAAAUAUAAUAUUCCAUCAGUUAAUAUAAUACUUAAAUAAGUGGUUGA